AUGACAUCUUUAGAUCAUAAUAUGCUGGUUUUGUAUAGUGAUCAUACUCUGGAUGUCAGAAAGCUUACAUUUUCUUUUGAUUCAAGAUGGACUAACAAAGAGGGCUACUCAGUUAUUGUUGAAAGAGCGUGGAAAUUACUAGUGAGUGGUCUCUUGUUAUUUAGCAUUCAUGAGAGGAUUAAGAAUGUCACGCUUGGUCUGAUUAGGUGGAAUUCUUCUCUCAAGAACAACUCAGCCAAGGAGAUCCUCAAAGAAAUCACUGACUACUUUCAAAAUCUAUUUCAAACCUCUAAUCCAGAUGUGAACAGUUGCAUCCUUGAAGGCAUUCUAGGAAACAUCACCCCUGAAAUGAAUCAGAUCCUAGUCUUGCACGACGGAAGUGAUUAA
This is a messenger RNA of Striga asiatica, 387 nucleotides long. NCBI's taxonomy places the organism in Eukaryota, Viridiplantae, Streptophyta, Magnoliopsida, Lamiales, Orobanchaceae. The record is from the annotation of a GenBank genome assembly.